Messenger RNA from Acaulospora morrowiae, 471 nucleotides. NCBI's taxonomy places the organism in Eukaryota, Fungi, Glomeromycota, Glomeromycetes, Diversisporales, Acaulosporaceae. The record is from the annotation of a GenBank genome assembly.
AUGAAGGUCUUCAUUAAACAACUUAGCGGAGAGAUCACUACCUACGAGUUUGACUCUUCCAUCACCAUUGACCAAGUGAGACAAAAAAUCAAAGAAACCCAAGGAAUUGGCCCUGAUCAACAGCGUCUAAUCUUUGCUGGCAAAUUGCUUGAGGAUGGAAAAAAACUUUCUGACUAUAACAUUCAAAAGGAAUCUACUCUUCAUCUGGUUUAUGGUUCCAGCGGUGUCAUGCAAGUAUUCGUGAGGACUACCAGGGACAAAAUCAUCACAAUCUAUAUCAAACCAUCAGACACCAUCCUUCACUUGAAGCAAGAAAUUUUUAAAAAGGAUCCCGACAGCAAAGUUGAAAAUCAACGCUUGGUAUUUGGUGCUAAGCCACUUGAUGACGAUUACACGCUCUCCUAUUAUGACAUUAAGAAUGAAUCCGUGCUUUACAUGGUUCUUCGUUUGCAUGGUGGCAUGUCAGCCUAA